Molecule: messenger RNA, 1266 nt
Organism: Thamnophis elegans (Western terrestrial garter snake)
Lineage: Eukaryota; Metazoa; Chordata; Lepidosauria; Squamata; Natricidae
Gene: BIRC7
Product: baculoviral IAP repeat containing 7
Exons: 7
Coding region: 1-1263 (420 amino acids)
Biological process (GO): negative regulation of apoptotic process; positive regulation of protein ubiquitination; regulation of cell cycle
Cellular component (GO): nucleus; cytoplasm
Molecular function (GO): cysteine-type endopeptidase inhibitor activity involved in apoptotic process; ubiquitin protein ligase activity
Source: RefSeq, a predicted model, not a curated record
AUGCAGGCUGCUCCGAUGUCAAAACAUUUCAUCGCAUCGGGCGUCCAGCUCGCUACGAAUGUUUUGACUAGUCUCCUGUCCAGCAGCUGGGAAAUGGGAGAUAGCUUUUCUCCAGAGGGAAGCCAGGAUGAGGGAAGCAGCUCAUCUUCAGAGGACACUCAGUGGACCCCUUUGCAUUGGUCGAGAUCCAGCAUGCAGUCAGAGAUUAAGCGUCUUCAGACAUUUCGGCUCUGGCCAGCGAGCGUCCCUGUGGCUCCAACUGAUUUGGCAGCCGCUGGUUUUUAUUUUGUCGGUCCUGCGGACACCGUCCAGUGUUUCUGCUGUGGUGGGUUGUUGUACAAUUGGGUAGCUGAAGAGGAUCCUAUGGUAGAGCACAAGAAAUUCUUCCCAUCAUGUCUGUAUGUCCAGGACAAAAUUGUAGGAAAUAUCCAACAGAUGCCUUGGAGCGAAGAACACCAAGACUGUGUAGAUGGCCAAUUUCUUGGCAUGCUACAAAGUUUAAAUGUGGAGGAGAGCCCUGUAGGUGGUCAGCCAGAAUACCCAUAUAUGGAGACAGAAGGAGAUCGGUUGGUGUCGUUUGAGAAUUGGCCCUCUUAUUCUCCAGUGUCUCCCCGGUUGUUGGCCAGAGCAGGCUUCUUCUAUACAGGUCAACAAGAUUAUGUGCGGUGUUUCUACUGUGAUGGUGCGCUGAGGAACUGGGAAGAAGGGGACGAUCCCUGGAUAGAGCACGCCAGGUGGUUUCCAAGAUGUGCAUUUCUGCUCCAGUCCAGAGGGAGAGAUUUCAUAGAUCACACUCAACAAUCCAAUGUAAUGUUGGGAGGUAAGACCUAUUACCAUGAUGGUGAACCGAUGGCCCUCUCUGUGGACAGGCGAGCCAUCACCCAGCUAAGCUCCACUGCGGAUACGCGCCCACCUCCUACCGGCCAGCUGAUUUCUGCCGUGCAUGAAGAAAACUUGCAUUGGUCUGAAGACUAUUCUGAAAGCUCUCGUGAGUCUAUGGAAAGAGAACCUGAUCCUUGGAGAGUGAGAAGAGAGGCACAAGCAGAAAGCUCCCGUGAGCCAGAAUCCACCGCCAGCAUGGAAGAAAAACUACGCCGGCUUCAAGAGGAACGGAUGUGCAAAGUGUGCAUGGACAAAGAUGUGUCCAUUGUGCUGGUUCCUUGUGGCCACCUAGUGGUGUGCGCUGAAUGUGCUCCCAAUCUGAGGCGCUGCCCCAUCUGCAGAGGGGCCAUUCGGGACAGUAUGAAGGCCUUCUUGUCCUGACCU